CCUUCUACUAAUUAAGUUACUUUAUCAUAAAUUAACCUAUCAACAAUCAAUUGUUUUAUUUUUUGUUCAUAAGAUCAACAAUGUUUUUUUAAAUUUUAUUUUCAAAGAUUUAAUCAACAAUUAGUCAUGUGAAUUUAAAUAAAUAUAUGGACUGUUCAAUGAUGGAAGAUUAAAAUGGAGUGCGGUUAUAGGACUGCUAUUUUUCAUACUAGAACUAGAUGCCUUUUAUGUUCCUGGAGUAGCUCCCGUUGAAUUUAAAAAAGGCCAAAAGAUAAAUGUUAAAGCUGUAAAAAUGACAAGUACACGUACGCAAUUACCAUAUGAAUAUUAUUCAUUGGGAUUUUGUAGGCCAAAAAAUGGAACUGUCAUUUAUAUGUCAGAAAAUUUGGGUGAAGUUCUUCGUGGUGAUCGAAUUGUAAACACGCCGUAUGAAGUGGCAAUGGGAGAAGAUAUUAGUUGUAGAUUAUUAUGUCAUUCGCCGCAGAAACCCAUGAAUUGGAAUGAAAAAGAAUCAAAAACUGUUAUCGAACGAAUACAGCAUGAAUAUACAGUUCAUUUACUGAUAGAUAAUUUACCUGCUGCCACUAAAAAAACUCACGAAGAUGAUAAUACCAUAGUUUAUUAUGGGUAUCGGCUUGGUGGUGUCAAAGGUGAUCAAGUAUACAUAAACAAUUAUCUUAAACUUAAGCUGAGUUAUCAUAAACAUGGAGAUAAUGAAUUUAGAGUAGUCGGUUUUGAAGUUGAUGCAAGAUCUGUUGAUUUCAACGAAGUAGAAUUUAAAGACAACAACUGUCAACCACCGGGUGAUGUUUCUCCACAGUAUGUUAAUCCAAAAGGAACAAGACUUUUAUUUUUAUAUUCUGUUGAAUGGACUGAAUCAGAUGUUAGCUGGGCCAGUAGAUGGGACGUUUAUUUGGGAAUGAAUGAUGUUGAAAUUCAUUGGUUUUCAAUUAUCAAUUCUCUUGUUGUUGUAUUCUUUUUAUCAGGAAUUCUUACAAUGAUUAUGGUAAGAACAUUACGAAGAGAUAUUGCUCGUUACAAUGCAGGCGAUAGUGAUAGCCUCGCAAGUUUGGAUGAAUCAAUUGAAGAAACUGGUUGGAAAUUAGUUCACGGUGAUGUAUUUAGACCACCAACAAACUCACGUCUCUUUGCUGCUGUUAUCGGAAGUGGUAUUCAAAUAUUCUUUAUGGCACUAAUCACAAUAUUUUUUGCUAUGUUAGGAAUGCUUUCACCGGCAAGCAGAGGAGCACUUGCUACUUGUGCAAUUUUCUUCUACGCAUUUUCUGGUUUAGUCGCUGGUUAUUUUUCAGCACGUUUGUAUAAAACAAUACGUGGUAGACAAUGGAAACGUGCUGCUCUUUUAACAGCAACAUUUUAUCCCGGAAUAGUAUUCAGCACAUGUUUCUUCCUCAAUUUUUUUAUUUGGGGAAAACACAGUUCCGGUGCAGUACCAUUUACUACAAUGUUAUCACUACUAUGUCUUUGGUUCGGUAUUUCUCUUCCUCUCGUUUAUUUAGGAUACUUUUUCGGUUAUCGUAAACAACCAUUUACACAUCCAGUUAGAACAAAUCAAAUUCCAAGACAAGUACCAGAUCAAUUGUGGUACAUGAAUCCAUUUUUAUGUACACUAAUGGCUGGAAUUUUACCAUUUGGAGCAGUAUUCAUUGAAUUAUUUUUCAUUUUAACUGCUCUUUGGGAAAAUAGAUUUUAUUAUCUUUUUGGCUUCCUGUUUCUCGUAUUUUGUAUCCUGGUUAUUUCAUGCUCACAAAUAUCAAUUGUUAUGGCCUAUUUCCAAUUAUGCGGAGAAGAUUACAGAUGGUGGUGGAGAAGUUUUAUUGUCAGUGGCGGAUCAGCUGUCUACGUUUUUGCCUAUUCAGUUUUUUACUUUAUGACCAAACUUGAAAUUACCGAAUUAGUGCCAACAUUAAUGUACUUCGGUUAUACAGGACUAAUGGUUUUGACAUUUUGGUUAUUAACUGGAACAAUAGGUUUCUUUGCUGCUUAUGCAUUUAUUCGUAAAAUAUAUGCAGCAGUAAAGAUUGACUAGUCCUUAAUUUUCUUAUAGUCGACUUCUCUAUAAUUAAAAAAAAAUAAUAAUAAGAAUAAUAAAAACAGAGACAAUUUUUUAUUAAUAUUAAUAUGUGCGAAAACUCAUUCUGCCUAAUUUUUUGGCAACUGAAUAAAUAUAUCAAGUGAACGAUAGAACGAAUGA
Messenger RNA from Microplitis demolitor, 2212 nucleotides. It is a transcript of the gene TM9SF4, whose product is annotated as transmembrane 9 superfamily member 4. Gene Ontology annotation, cellular component: membrane. The transcript has 9 exons. Lineage: Eukaryota; Metazoa; Arthropoda; Insecta; Hymenoptera; Braconidae. Gene Ontology annotation, biological process: protein localization to membrane. Bases 293 to 2047 code for a protein of 584 amino acids. The record is from RefSeq and is a predicted model, not a curated record.